Molecule: messenger RNA, 3444 nt
Organism: Engraulis encrasicolus (European anchovy)
Lineage: Eukaryota; Metazoa; Chordata; Actinopteri; Clupeiformes; Engraulidae
Gene: prpf40a
Product: PRP40 pre-mRNA processing factor 40 homolog A
Exons: 27
Coding region: 36-2738 (900 amino acids)
Biological process (GO): mRNA cis splicing, via spliceosome
Cellular component (GO): U2-type prespliceosome; U1 snRNP
Molecular function (GO): RNA binding; protein binding
Source: RefSeq, a predicted model, not a curated record
AUGUGGUGAGCUGGGCCGCUAAAUACUCAGCCAACAUGUCCUCAUCAGAUCCUAAUAAUGGUCCGAGCCAAGCGCCUCCUUUUCCUGGUGUCCCACCAGCAGGCAUGCACCCUCCUUUUAUGGGACCACCUGGAAUGCCGCCUCAUUUCCCUCCCAUGGGAAUGCCACCUAUGGGACAGAGGCCCCCCAACAUGGCACCAGGCAUGCCGCCAGGCAUGAUGCCACCCGGCAUGAUGCCACCUAUGGGGGCGCCGCCAAUGGCACAGAUGCCAGGCAUGAUGCCGCCCAUGAUGCCCGGGAUGAUGAUGCCACCUCGCAUGCCAGCUGCGUCACUGCAGCCUACGGGGCCGCCUGGUGUGAGCCCUGUGGAAAAUGCAGCUCCCAGUGCUGCAGCGACGACUGCAAGCGCCACAACAAAUGACUCGCCACAGGACGACCAACCAAAGAAGAAGUCUGCGUGGACAGAGCACAAGUCUCUGGAUGGGAAGGUCUACUUCUACAAUACGGAGACCAAGCAGUCCACCUGGGAGAAGCCUGAUGACCUCAAGUCUACUGCUGAGCAAAUGUUGUCCAAGUGUCCAUGGAAGGAGUACAAAUCAGACACCGGCAAGCCAUACUAUUAUAACUCGCAGUCAAAGGAAUCUCGCUGGACCAAGCCCAAAGAGCUCGAAGACCUGGAGGCGAUGAUCAAGGCAGAAGAGAAUGGCACUGCGGACGCGGCCGCUCCAGGAACCGCAGCCGCCGUGGCCGUGGGGGGCCAGCCAGAGCCGGCCCUGAACGCAGCCUCCGUGCCCAACGCGGACCCCAUGGCUGCUGCCAUCGCCGCCAACGCGGCCAUGACUGCUGCUGUGGCCGUUCCGGGCGUGGUGGACAUCCAGGCACCUCACAUGAUGGGCAUGAUGAUGACUAUGCCCGACGCAGCUACGGAGGCAGCCAUCAACAACAUGGAGGACGCGGCCAGUGCAGAGGCCCCCGUCAGCAAUGAUGUGAAAGAGGAGCGUCCGGAGCUGGUGAAGAAGGUGUACAAGUGGAACACCAAGGAGGAGGCCAAGCAGGCCUUCAAGGAGCUGCUCAAGGAGAAGGGUGUCUCAUCCAACGCCUCCUGGGAGCAGGCUAUGAAGAUGAUCAUCAACGACCCUCGCUACAGUGCACUGCCCAAGCUGAGCGAGAAGAAGCAGGCCUUCAACGCCUACAAGGUGCAGACGGAGAAGGAGGAGAAAGAGGAGGCGCGCAUCAAGUACAAGGAGUCCAAGGAGACCUUCCAGCGCUUUCUGGAGAACCACGACAAGAUGACCUCCACCACCCGAUACAAGAAAGCAGAGCAGAUGUUUAAUGAGCUGGAGGUGUGGUCCACGGUUCCUGAGAGGGACAGGCUGGAGAUCUAUGAGGACGUGCUCUUCUACUUGGCCAAGAAGGAGAAGGAGCAAGCCAAGCAGCUGAGGAAGAGGAACUGGGAGGCUCUGAAGAACAUCCUGGACAACAUGGCCAACGUGACGUACCGCACCACCUGGUCCGAGGCCCAGCAGUACCUGCUGGACAACCCCACCUUCGCAGAGGACGAGGAGCUCCAGAACAUGGAUAAGGAGGAUGCGUUGAUCUGCUUCGAGGAGCACAUCCGCACGCUGGAGAAGGAGGAGGAGGACGAGAAGCAGAAGGGACUGCUGAGGGAGAGACGCCGCCAGAGGAAGAACAGAGAGGCCUUCCAGAAAUUCCUGGAUGAGCUUCACGAGCAGGGCCAGCUGCACUCCAUGUCGGCCUGGAUGGAGAUGUACCCCACCAUCAGCUCCGACAUCCGCUUCAGCAACAUGCUGGGACAGCCAGGGUCUACGCCUCUAGACCUGUUCAAGUUCUACGUGGAGGACCUGAAGGCCCGUUACCACGACGAGAAGAGGAUCAUCAAAGACAUCCUCAAGGAUAAAGGCUUCCUGGUGGAGAUCAACAGCACCUUUGAGGACUUUGGGUCAGUCAUCAGCUCUGACAAGAGGGCCACCACUCUGGACGCUGGCAACAUCAAGCUGGCCUUCAACAGCUUGCUGGAGAAGGCGGAGGCUCGUGAGCGCGAGCGUGAGAAGGAGGAGGCCAGGAAGAUGAAGAGGAAGGAGGCGGCCUUCAGGAGCAUGCUCAAACAGGCCACGCCCCCACUGGAGCCAGAGGCCACCUGGGAGGGGGUGCGAGAGCGCUUCCUAAAGGAGUCAGCGUUCGAGGACGUCACCCUAGAGUCGGAGCGGAAGAGGAUAUUUAAAGACUUCAUUCAUGUCUUGGAGCACGAAUGUCAGCACCACCAUUCCAAGAACAAGAAGCACUCUAAGAAGUCCAAGAAGCACCACAGGAAACGCUCACGCUCUCGUUCGGGUUCGGAGUCUGAGGAUGAUGACUACCACAAGAAGAAGAAGCGCUCCACCUCCAAGUCUCCAUCAGAGCACUCCUCCUCUGGAGAGUCAGAGAGGAGCUAUAAGAAGUCCAAGAAACACAAGAAGAAGGGCAAGAAGAGGCGUCACAAGUCGAACUCCCCAGAGUCAGAUGGUGACAGGGACAGGAAGGGUCGGGAUAAGGAGCGAGAGAAGGACAAAGAGAACGACAAGUCCAGAGGGAAGCCACGAGAAACAUCCAAGCAGAAGUCGCCCAAGAGGAAAUCGACUAAAGAGGAGGGGGGCUGGGAUACAUCUGGCAGUGAACUAAGCGAAGGCGAGUUGGAGAAGAGGAGACGGACUCUUCUAGAACAGCUGGACGCCCCGUAGUUUAUCUAGUUCAUCGAGUUUGUUUUUAACCCUUUCGUGUGCCACAAGAAUGCAUUCCAUCUCUCGUUCUCUCUGCUGGUCAGGCAGCGUGCUGUGCGUUGCAGUCCAACAGGGGGGGCCUGUCUCUCCCAUUUCAGGCACUGCAGUGGAUGCUGUCUUUGGGAGAAGGCCCACCCCUCUGCUGACCUUUUUUUGUUUUCUUUUUGUUGUUUUUUUGCCCCUUGUUGUCUUUUGUAAGUCAUCAGUGACUCACACAAUGUGACUACUCAUGAUGUGUGGUUAUGAAGCACUGUCACCCAGAUUUCGCUUCUCGUUAGCUUCUCUUACGAUGUUGCCUUUUUAUUUUUUAAGAAGUCUUUGGUCUUUAUUUUUGUAGCUAGUUUUUUUUUUUUGGCGUAUGUACCUUGGUGGAUGAUUGACCUGAUAAUUGACUGAUAAAUCACUAAUUUAAACAAAGCCCUCCCACAUGUACUUUAGCUGCCUUCCAGAGAGCCGUCAUACGCUAAAGUGAAUGAACUUCCUGUGAAUAGUUUUCAUUAUUCAGUCUUCUCUGGAUCAUAGCGGACAUGGACAUUGUUUUUUUUUGGAAUGUUACCACAGGACUUUGUAAAGCGAACUGGUGUGCAAGCAUCGUGGAGAAUUAUUUUAAAUGUAAUGCCUGUAGGUCCUGACAUAAUGUGUAAUAAACAAAAAUAAUUGUUAAAAA